AUGGGUGUGGCGGAAAAGCGCCGGUUGAAGAAGAAGCUCGCGAAGGAGAAGAAGAAGAAUGAGAAUUCUUCGUCGGCGGCUUUGACGAAGACGACGACGACAGAGAAGGAAAAGAAGAGCAGGAAAGGAACACCGACGGUGGAGGUGGAGUACGUGGCGGCGCCGUUGGAGACGAUCUUAGAUGCGGACGUCUCGGAAGAGAUGCGGAGAGUGUUCGAGGCGUUCGUGGAGAAACCGGCGAACAAAAACGGGGAGAAGACAUUGGAAAACGAUCGAAUCCACGAGGAAAAGAAGAAGACGUUAAAGAAGAAGACAAAGAAGACAAAGAAGAAGAACGGCAACGACGACGAGAAAGAAGUUGAUGAUGAGUUCUCCUCCUCGUCUUCCGAUGAUGCGGAUUCAGACGACGACGAGAAAAACAACACCGAGGACGGAUUAACCCGAAAGCAACGAAAAGAGAUGAAAAAGUUACAAAUAGCGGACUUGAAACGAGUGUGCGAGAAACCGGAGGUGGUGGAAAUAUGGGACACGACGGCGCAAGAUCCGGAAUUUCUGGUGUAUAUUAAAGCGAGCAGAAACGCGGUGCCAGUACCGAGACAUUGGAGUCAAAAGAGAGCGUUUUUAGCCGGGAAGAGAGGGAUAGAGAAGCCGCCGUUUAAGUUGCCGGCGUUUAUCGAGGCGACCGGGAUUGCGAAGUUACGAGACUCAUACGCGGAGAGAGAGGAGCAGAAAUCGUUGAAAUCGAAAGUAAAAGACACGAAAACUGCGAAAUUGGGUCGGAUAGACAUCGACUAUCAAGUCAUGCACGAUGCAUUUUUUAAAUUUCAAACGAAACCGAAGAUGACGAAGAUGGGAGACUUGUAUUUCGAAGGCAAAGAGUACGAGAUUUCGUUAGGCGAUAGGAAACCGGGCAACUUGUCGGACGAGUUAAAAGCGGCUUUAGGGAUUGACGGGAACAACGGGCCUCCCCCGUGGUUGAUUAAUAUGCAACGGUAUGGGCCACCGCCGGCGUACCCAAAGCUACCGAUUCCUGGGUUAUCGGCGCCGAUUCCGGAAGGAGCGCAGUUUGGAUACCACCCUGGAGGAUGGGGUAAACCGCCCGUGGACGAGUACGGGAGAGCUUUGUACGGCGACGUGUUUGGUAUAAACGCGGCGAAGCAGACGGAUAGGACGAAAUACGACGAACCAGUCAUGAAAGGUGAUCACUUUUUUGGCGAGUUGGGAUCAGACGACGAGGAGAGCGAAUCCGAGGAAGAAUCCGAGGACGAGGAAGAAGCGGAAGAGGAAGAAGUAGAAGAGGAAGAAGAAGUAGCAGUAGAAGAAGAAGAAGAAGAAGAAGAAGAAGAAGAAGAAGAAGCGGAUGAACCAGAAUCGAUCGACUUGCGCAAACGCUCGUCCAAAACCACCACAACCGCGACUCGCGAGGACGAACCGAAAGAACUCUACAAAGUCCUUGGCGAAAAAGAGGCCAAAAUCGGCACCGCGCUCAUGGGUUCCGAACGCAUCUACGACGUCUCCGGAGCGGCAGCGUCGUCAAAGAAAAUCAUCGGUUCCGGCGUCGACGUCGCCAUCGCCCCGGAGGACCUCGAACACCUCGACGAAGAAGGUUUGCGCAAAGUUUUCGAAAAGCAAAAAGAAAAAGAUGUCUCCGCGCGCCGAGGCGAAGACUUCUCCGAUAUGGUCAAAGACCACACUCGGCAACAGAAACGGAAAACUGCGGACGCCGACGCCUCGAACGGAAGUGGUAAAAAAAGUAGCAGCAAAAAGUUCAAGUUUUAA
Messenger RNA from Bathycoccus prasinos, 1779 nucleotides. RefSeq lists its product with no specific name. Bases 1 to 1779 code for a protein of 592 amino acids. NCBI's taxonomy places the organism in Eukaryota, Viridiplantae, Chlorophyta, Mamiellophyceae, Mamiellales, Bathycoccaceae. Gene Ontology annotation, biological process: mRNA splicing, via spliceosome. The transcript has a single exon. The record is from RefSeq and is a predicted model, not a curated record. Gene Ontology annotation, cellular component: U2-type spliceosomal complex; U2 snRNP; precatalytic spliceosome.